Molecule: messenger RNA, 1641 nt
Organism: Neoarius graeffei (lesser salmon catfish)
Lineage: Eukaryota; Metazoa; Chordata; Actinopteri; Siluriformes; Ariidae
Gene: bpgm
Product: 2,3-bisphosphoglycerate mutase
Exons: 3
Coding region: 540-1319 (259 amino acids)
Biological process (GO): glycolytic process
Molecular function (GO): intramolecular phosphotransferase activity
Source: RefSeq, a predicted model, not a curated record
CCCUGUGAUGACCUGGCGACUUGUCCAGGGUGUACCCCGCCUUUCGCCCGUAGUCAGCUGGGAUAGGCUCCAGUUUGCCUGCGACCCUGUAGAACAGGAUAAAGCGGCUAGAGAUAAUGAGAUGAGAUGAGAUGUUUCAUAUCCAUCAACAAGUUUCUGGCAGAAUUGUUGCUUUCUGGAAUUCUGGUAGAGUUGAAUUAAAUUUGUCUGUUUCCUGGCAUGGACCCAACUUUUAAGCAUAGUCCACAUAUUUUCGAUAGGGUUGAGUUAACUACAUAAAUUAGAACUAGACUUGGAAAACUAGAAAGACAAGGAACUGCAACUGAACACACUAACAUUGUUGAGAAGUGCACUGACGGUGACAGUAGGGUUUUAUACAUGUACAUGAGUCAUAAGGCAGGACUUUACAAAACAAGACCAACAUGAUACAAGCUGAACACAAGAGAUAGGUGUUAAUAUUCAUCAAGUCAUGCGAUGUACAGAGCAAAAGCUAAAGAAAUCAGGAAGGAUUGGUAAGGCUCACGCAUCACACCACCUUGAUGUUGAAGCACAAACUCUUCCUGCUGCGGCAUGGCGAAGGAGCGUGGAACAAAGAGAACCGCUUCUGCAGCUGGGUUGACCAGAAACUGAGUGAGAAUGGAGUCCUAGAGGCUCAGGAGUGCGGCCAGAUGCUGAAGCAGCACGGCUACAAGUUUGACCGUGUUUUCACCUCGAUCCUCAGCCGCUCCAUUCAGACAGCGUGGCUCGUGCUGGAGGCCAUGGGCCAAGAGUGGGUGCCCAUCACAAAGUCAUGGCGGCUGAACGAACGCCACUACGGCACUCUGAUUGGCCUGAACCGGGCUGAGAUGGCACUGAAACAUGGUGAGGAGCAGGUAAAGCUGUGGAGGCGGGGUUAUGACAUCACUCCACCCCCCAUCAAUGAGUCCCAUCCCUACUUUGCGGAGAUCUACAAUGACCGGCGGUACAACACAUGUGACGUGCCCAAAGAGGAGUUGCCCAAAACAGAGAGCCUGAAGGAGGUGCUGGACAGACUCCUGCCUUACUGGAAUGAUGUCAUCGUUCCUGAAAUUAAGAGUUGCCGAACUGUCCUCAUUUCAGCUCAUGGAAACAGCUGCAGAGCAUUGCUCAAGCAUCUAGAAGGUAUAUCUGAUACCGACAUUGCGGAUGUUACUCUACCCACCGGAGUACCAGUUCUGCUGGAGCUGGAUGAAAAUCUCCGGCCAGUGAAGCCUCGAGAGCUGCUGGGAGAUCAGGCCAAGAUUCAGGCAGCCAUCAAAAAGGUGGAGGAUCAGGGAAAAGUUGCUGGGGGAAAUAAAUAAAAAAAAGUUGGUGGUUUUUAAAAUUUAAUAUGGCGAUACAUUUGAGAGAAAUGCCGUCAUAGCAAGUUCUUAUUUAUAAUGAUGCACUGAACAGGAGAAUAGUUACACUCUAUUGUACACUUUUGUCUGUAUAGUUACUGGUUUUAGAUUUGGUUUUUGAUGAUCAACAGCUGUUUCAAACAGGCUGAUAAAAACAGGCACUUGUUUACUUGGACAGGACAAAUAGGCUGAUGUUAUUUUUCGUUUUGGGUAAACUAUUAAGAGAAAAGUGAAUUAUGGUGGAUUUAUAUACUGUAUAGAUAUAGUAAUAAGCCUGUGCUUA